AUGAACGCCAUCUUCCUCCGAAUGCCCCCCACUCCCCUUCUUUCGGGUGUCCCUAUACUCGGUCUCCCCACAACCGAGCACCAAGCCGCCUUCGCAGCAGAAUGCUGUUCACUCAACGCUCAACAUACUAGCCUCCGGAGCUCGGGAUCGCCAUCUCUCCUUACCGCGGCCAAGACCGAGUUCACUGUCCCAUCGACAUUCGCCUCGCUGUCCGCCGAUGAAGGAAACCUUGACCAGAUCCCAGUGAUAAACUAUGAGCAUUUUACCGCUUCCCCAAGCAGACGACAGCCCUGCAGCAUCUUCCCAAGCUCAGGAGCAACCGGAUCUCACAGUCCCGGCACUAGCGACGCCUUCAGCGGCCUGGAUCCUUACAUGCCGCUGCACUUUCGGUUUCUGCACACCAGCGCCUAA
Molecule: messenger RNA, 411 nt
Organism: Neurospora crassa OR74A
Lineage: Eukaryota; Fungi; Ascomycota; Sordariomycetes; Sordariales; Sordariaceae
Exons: 2
Coding region: 1-411 (136 amino acids)
Source: RefSeq, a predicted model, not a curated record